Messenger RNA from Canariomyces notabilis, 1506 nucleotides. RefSeq names its product glycoside hydrolase family 26 protein. The transcript has 3 exons. Gene Ontology annotation, biological process: substituted mannan metabolic process. Gene Ontology annotation, molecular function: mannan endo-1,4-beta-mannosidase activity; carbohydrate binding. Lineage: Eukaryota; Fungi; Ascomycota; Sordariomycetes; Sordariales; Chaetomiaceae. The record is from RefSeq and is a predicted model, not a curated record. Bases 1 to 1506 code for a protein of 501 amino acids.
AUGGCCGGAACUCUCAAGCGCCUGCUCUUUGGCGCUGCAGCGCUGGGUGUGGUAGCAAUUGCUGCGCCGUGUGUACCAAGGGACGAAUCGCGCACCUUUGAGGCCGAGAAUGCCGUCUUGACUGGAACCAACGUUGACACUGCGCAGGCUGGAUACACCGGUGUGGACCCAUUUUUCCAAUGCUCACUCACCCACCCAUCCAUUCAGCUCCAUCUAAGAUCUGAUACUGACAGUCGCAUCUCAGGCACCGGCUACGUGACAGGCUUCGACCAGUCCACCGACAAAAUCACCUUCACCGUCUCCAGCGCCACGACCAAGCUCUACGACUUGAGCAUCCGCUACGCCGCCAUCUACGGCGACAAAAAAACCACCGUGAUCCUCAACAACGGCGCAGCCAGCGAAGUCUCUUUCACAGCCGGCACCUCCUUCACCACCGUCCCCGCCGGCCAACUCCUCCUCAACGCAGGCAACAACACAAUCGACAUCGUCUCCAACUGGGGCUGGUACCUAAUUGACUCCAUCACCCUCACCCCCUCCUCCCCGCGCCCAGAGCACCAAAUCACCGACCUGCCCAUCAACCCUGCCGCCGACAGCCCCGCCCGUCAACUCUACUUCUACCUCCGCUCCUCAAUCUACGGGCGCUUCAUCCUCUCCGGCCAGCAGGACCUCUCCUGGGCGAACUGGGUCACCCAAACAAUCGGCAAGACCCCUGCUCUACUGUCAGUCGAUCUGAUGGACUACUCCCCCUCCCGCGUCGAGCGGGGGACGGUGGGAACCUCAAUCGAAGACGCCAUCGCCCACCACCAACGCGGGGGGAUCGUCUCUGUCCUCUGGCACUGGAACGCCCCCACAGGCCUGUACGACACGGCCGAGAACCCCUGGUGGAGCGGCUUCUACACGCGCGCGACGGAUUUUGAUGUUGCUGCGGCGCUCAGUUCGACGAGUAACGCGAACUAUACGUUGUUGGUUCGGGAUAUUGAUGCGAUUGCGGUGCAGCUUAAGAGGUUGCAGGAUGCGGGCGUGCCGGUGCUGUUCCGGCCGCUGCAUGAAGCGGAGGGAGGGUGGUUCUGGUGGGGUGCGAAGGGGCCUGAGCCGGCGAAGAAGUUGUGGGGGCUGUUGUAUGACCGGCUGACGAAUUAUCAUAAGAUAAAUAACCUGCUUUGGGUGUGGAAUUCGAUUGCGCCCGAGUGGUACCCGGGGGAUGAGACGGUGGAUAUUUUGAGUGCGGAUGUGUAUGCGCAGGGGAAUGGGCCAAUGUCGACACAGUAUAACCAGCUUAUCGAGCUGGGCAAGGACAAGAAGAUGAUUGCCGCCGCCGAGGUCGGUGCCGCGCCGCUCCCGGACCUGCUGCAGGCGUACGAGGCACACUGGCUGUGGUUUGCCGUGUGGGGGGACACCUUCAUCAACAACCCCGACUGGAACUCGCUGGAGACUUUGAGAAAGGUCUAUAACAGUGACUACGUCCUCACCCUGGACGAGAUCCAAGGAUGGAUGGACUUGGACUAG